Messenger RNA from Salvia hispanica, 867 nucleotides. RefSeq names its product B-box 32 (gene BBX32). The record is from RefSeq and is a predicted model, not a curated record. Gene Ontology annotation, molecular function: zinc ion binding. NCBI's taxonomy places the organism in Eukaryota, Viridiplantae, Streptophyta, Magnoliopsida, Lamiales, Lamiaceae.
UCUUUGAUUUUAAAUCGCGUUGAUCAGAAUACGUGAUUCUCCCAUUAUCUCUCUCCCACAAACACUUGAGUUUCGGAUUCCGGAAUCGCUUAUUCACACAAUCCCCUAUUCCAACAAUCUCCUCUCUCUCUCUCUCAACAGAUCCUCCGUUCGAUUUCAAUUCUGAAAAAUGAAGCAGCGCCUGUGCGAGCUCUGCAAUGCGCACGCCGCCGUCUUCUGCCCCUCCGACGCCGCAUUCCUCUGCCGGAGCUGCGACGUUAAAGUCCACGACGCGAACUUCCUCGUCGCGCGCCACGUCCGCCGCACCGUCUGCUCCAAUUGCAGGAGCUUCACCGGCGAUUUCAUCACCGGCGCAGGCGCAGGCGCGGAAUCUCUCUGUCCUUCCUGUGACGACGACGAUCUCGGAUCUCUAUCGUCCACCACUUCCCCGCCAAACAAAGCAUACUCCGGCGCCUCCUCGUCGUCGUCCUCCUCCUUCCGGACGAGGUCGAAAACGGAGAGCGUUUUCAACAAGUGGUGCGGUAAGCUAGGGAUCGAGGACAGAUCGGCUGCAACGGCACGGGCGGCGUGCAGAGCGUUGAAAGCGUGCAGCGAUCGGGUGCCGCUGCGGGUGUGCUUGGCGGCGUCGAUGUGGCUAGGGCUGCGCCUCACCCUCCCAAAAACGCUACUCACGGGGAGGAUUUUGAAGCGCUUGCAGGAGAUCUCAGGCGUGCCGGCCAAGAUUAUUCUAGCCGCCGUAUCCAAAUUGGAUCGGCCUCACAACCGGCGCCGGCCUCAGCCUCAGCUAGAAGAAGGAUGGGCUGAGAGCUAGCUGCCUUUAAUUUUACUUUUAAUUUCCGGUGGAAAUUACAAUAUUACUUUAUUUAA